This is a messenger RNA of Oikopleura dioica, 234 nucleotides long. Lineage: Eukaryota; Metazoa; Chordata; Appendicularia; Copelata; Oikopleuridae. The record is from the annotation of a GenBank genome assembly.
AUGGCCCCGAUUGAAGAUCCACUUCCAAUGCAAAAAAUACUAGAAGUCAAGAGAGGACCCAUAACCAGAACUUUGGGGGUCUUCGUAGAAUGGUUCGGCAUUGUAUCAUAUAUAUUGAUCAUUUUGGCCAUUCUGGGAAUCAUCUUCGGCGGAUUUUACGUUUACAAAAGAGGCAUGGAAAAGCGAAAACGACUCAAUCCCGAUUUGACCUUCGAUUCUGACGACGAUGAGUGA